UGUGUCAUUCGUUUUUUUCAUAGGUAUUUAUUUACUUGUAUAUAAAUUAUUUAUAAUUUAAACUUUAAAGAAAAAUGGCAACAGAUGCCGUUAAAAAGUAUUUAGAAGAUACAAAUAGGCCAUAUUCUUGCGCGGAUGUCACGGUUAAUUUGAGGGGCGCAUUCACUAAGUCCGCAAUACAAAAGGCGCUUGAUGCUUUGAGUGAGGCGGGAAAAAUUAAAUGCAAAUUAUAUGGAAAGCAGAAAGUUUACGCGGCCAUACAACAUGACAAUGCCGACGGACCUAGUGAAAAUGAAGACUACGACACACCCAUAAAAACAACAACAAUCGAACUGGAAGAGUUGAACACUCAAUUAAAAACAAAAGAGGCUAGUCUCAAGAGUCUACUGGCCGCACCGACGUCUGACAGCGCCAGGGUGCAGGCGGGCGAGAUAAAAACAAACAUUGAGAAGCUGGAGAGCAGGCUGGCAACACUACGGGACUCUGUGGAGGUUAUGAGCGCCGAUGAGAAAAGAGGAAUACUGGAGAGCCAUGCGAAGUUGUUAUCGGAAUAUAAGAAACGCAAAAGGAUAUGUUCGGAAAUGAUAGAGGCAAUGCUCGAAGGUUAUCCGAAGUCCAAGAAGAACUUUUUAGAAGAACUCUGCAUAGAGACCGACGAAAUGGUUGAUUUUAAGCUUGUAUCCUUCCAAGUAUAGAACUGUGAAUAAUCUAAUUCAUUAUCUAAAGCUCAAAUAUAUUUAUAAAGUUUAA
Messenger RNA from Leptidea sinapis, 750 nucleotides. RefSeq names its product homologous-pairing protein 2 homolog. The record is from RefSeq and is a predicted model, not a curated record. Gene Ontology annotation, molecular function: recombinase activator activity; double-stranded DNA binding. Gene Ontology annotation, biological process: meiotic joint molecule formation; meiotic strand invasion involved in reciprocal meiotic recombination; homologous chromosome pairing at meiosis. The coding region runs from base 75 to 695 and encodes 206 amino acids. The transcript has 3 exons. NCBI's taxonomy places the organism in Eukaryota, Metazoa, Arthropoda, Insecta, Lepidoptera, Pieridae. Gene Ontology annotation, cellular component: DNA recombinase auxiliary factor complex; condensed nuclear chromosome.